AAACUGGGACCAGGUUUCAGCGCCUAAUUCAUUCCUGAUUUGUAGUGUUAGUUGGGAGUGAAAGUCUUGUUGUUUCGUGCAUAAAUUCCCAAGACACAUGUUAACUCGUUUAUUAGUUUUCACCGUUUUACUUGUUAAUAUUUUAGCGCCUCACAAUCAAAUAUUGUUUUUUUUGGCUGACGGAAAAUUAGUUCAAGAUGAUUCACCAAGAUUUUUAUCUCUUAGUUACACAAGCUACAAUGCUAGAAUCACAUGUUACCAUUCUCUCAAUAAAUUACGAGGCGGAAACAUAUUGGUUCGUACGUCAGUUCACCUGUUUCCCUCUAGAUCUUCAAUGUUCUAAGACUUUGGGAGAUUGAGAAGUUGAAUACUACCUGGCUAAUACAAUACAUAAUUCGAGAAUUACUUUGUCUUGGUUCAAUAAUUGCAAAGAAGUUUCAGUUUCAGGUUGGGAAGGACAGGAGGCUUGAUGGCCUGUGUUAGUCCUGCCAAUGGUGUUCUCUCAGUUGAUCCAACUUUCUUUUGGAAGAAUCUACGGAUGGAGCUUCAACCACGUGCUGAGAUAUAAACCAAUGAUGGCCCAGGAACCUUUACAUAUUGUGCCAGAUAACAUUUUAUUACAUUUGUACACGCGAUUUCUCCUUAAUAUUCCCGAUAAGUUGAAAGAAGAUUGCGCAAAGAAUUUCGUGCGAAUCUUUUUUGAAGUUGAGCGGGCUCAUUGGUUUUAUGUCGAUUACUGUAUUGAAGAUCCUUCAGUUGGUGGUGUUGAUAUGUUCGGACUAACGCAACAAUUAUUUGGGAAGUUUCCUUCUAUUGUCCCCAGGGGUAUAAACUGGCAAGAAAAGUUUGUCGAAUGGAAGAAAUAUCGUGGAUCUACAGCUACUGGGAGCAUGAUAAUUAUUGACGAACAUUACAAGAUGAUCUUGUUAGUCCAAGGAUUCUAUGGUAAUCGUUGGAGCCUACCUGGUGGCAAAAUUAAUCAAGAUGAAUCCCUUGUUGAUUGUGCUUCUCGUGAAGUAAUGGAAGAAACGGGUCUGGACUUAGCAAAUCGUAUCGUACCGUCUCUCUAUAUUGAUCGUUACAUUGGUGGAACUUUAAGACGAGCAUUCAUUGUUGAAGGACUUCCCAGGACUUCUCGAUUGAAGCCUGGUACAAAAAAUGAGAUUGAGGCUAUAACUUGGUUUGGGAUUGCUGAUUUGCCAACACAUAUCCAAGAUAUCGUUACUAUGGAAAAAUUGAAUUCAAGACCGAACAACUUCUAUCUGGUGAUCCCAUUUAUUCGGCAACUGAAAUUGUACAUAGAACAACGACUGUCGGGAAAACCACCUAGUUUAGCGUUAUCUGAAUCAGAACGCCUUUGUGGCAAUUCUAUGAAUUAUUCUGUCCAUCUUCAAAGCAAUUCAAUAAACAGUCUGUCAAAUAUGAAAGUGAAUGCAACCAGUACUCCGUCCAAGAAGCAAAAAAAGAAUAAGAAAUCAAACACAUCAAAAAGUCCUAAUCAAUCUUUAUCUGAGGAUGGAAAAACUGGCGAAAAAUCGAGAAAUCGAACAAGUUCUAAUGUCGCUUAUAAUGCCGAAUCUAAGAAGUGUGGGAAACACAAUAUUAACAAGCUGGCUUUCGUAAGGAUAGGUCAUAUACCGACCAAAUCGCGACACAGAGAAUCGUUGUUGAACAACCAAUUGAAUGAAACUCAUCACUAUACACCCAAUUCCUUGAUUAUAAGAAAGUACUCAAAAGCGUGGAUUAAAAACCUUAUGGAUUUUCCAUCGACAUUGUGGAGUACGUGGGAAAAUAGUUACUAUCAUAUGAAACUUAUGGAGGACUGAGCUGAAAAGUUGUGCAUGGAGAGUAGCUCGCAGAUGCAUUUUAAGUAAAGACUGGUGUCAGUAAAGACGAACUAUUAUAUCCUUUUCUGUUUCCACUGGUUGUUGCACGGAUUAUUGAGAACUCCAUAUUUCAAGGAAAGCGCUGGAUACAGUGGAAAAUUCGGACGCAGCGAGGUGAUUGAAACUCAACACACAACCUAGUUCUUCUAUCCCAUGCGCAAAAACAAAUGCAGGUGAAGACAACCAGUGUUGCAGCAACCUCUACAGCAGUAGAUCUCAACAUCCACUAAAGGAAAUCCAAUAUUCUAUAAUACAACACAGAGAGCACCAGUCAAGGCACACUUAAGGAGGAAGUACUGGAAGACGUUUAAGCAUUCAUGUGUUGUUUGAUUAUUUGCUUUUAAAUUUCAUGUAACGAAACCAAGUUCAUUUUAAUUUAAAAGAGUAAAGAAUAUGUGAUGAUUUUGUUUAUGUAUGGAUUCAUUUGCUGCCUUGCUGUCUUUAUUUAUUUGUAACAUUAAUGCUAAUGCCUUAAUUUGGUGAUUGUUAUAUUUUAUUUAACUUCGUUUUUAUUCGAUAGGCAAAAUUUUCUUUCGUGUCAAUCGUGCACGGGAUGAUUGAGAGCAGCUCUAAUAAUAAUACUGUUAAUGAUGUUGAUACUGCUUUACAAAUGGUUUCGUAUUGGCAAUCGUUUCAGAUUGAUAGAAAUAAGUUAUUAGAAUGUUUAUGUAACAGCUCAAAGUGAUAAGAUAUUGUAACAAUUCUUUUGAGAUAGAUAAAUAAGCACAAAAUUACUCAUUUUAUUUUGAGCGUUGAAGUAUUAUUUAUUCCUUUUAAAAGUAACCAAUGAAUAAUAUAUGCUUUUAUAUAUACGUUUGUAUCUGAUGUUUAUAUUCCUAAUUUAACAAAAGUAUUAAUUAUUUUUUAACA
Messenger RNA from Schistosoma spindalis, 2756 nucleotides. The record is from the annotation of a GenBank genome assembly. Lineage: Eukaryota; Metazoa; Platyhelminthes; Trematoda; Strigeidida; Schistosomatidae.